Saimiri boliviensis boliviensis (Bolivian squirrel monkey) is the source of this 1602-nucleotide messenger RNA. RefSeq names its product alcohol dehydrogenase 4 (class II), pi polypeptide (gene ADH4). The record is from RefSeq and is a predicted model, not a curated record. NCBI's taxonomy places the organism in Eukaryota, Metazoa, Chordata, Mammalia, Primates, Cebidae. Gene Ontology annotation, molecular function: S-(hydroxymethyl)glutathione dehydrogenase [NAD(P)+] activity; zinc ion binding; alcohol dehydrogenase (NAD+) activity. Gene Ontology annotation, cellular component: cytosol. Gene Ontology annotation, biological process: formaldehyde catabolic process.
UGAGUGGUAUUUAUUCAAAGCCAGCUCAUUAUAGGACACAGAACUCCCUGGGUAGGAGUGGAAGCCUUCUUAACUCAGAAAGAACCUUCCAACACAAGUAUCUCAAAGAAAAUGAGCACCAAGGGCAAAGUUAUUAAAUGCAAAGCAGCCAUCGCCUGGGAAGCAGGCAAGCCCCUCUGCAUUGAGGAGGUUGAAGUAGCUCCCCCAAAGGCUCAUGAAGUUCGAAUUAAGAUCAUUGCUACUUCUCUGUGCCAUACUGAUGCCACUGUUAUCGAUUCUAAAUUUGAGGGCCUAUCCUUCCCCGUGAUCGUUGGCCAUGAGGCUGCAGGGAUUGUGGAAAGUAUUGGGCCAGAAGUGACCAACUUCAAACCAGGUGACAAAGUAAUUCCACUUUAUGCACCUCGAUGUAGAAAAUGCAAGUUUUGUCUGAGUCCACUCACAAAUCUUUGUGGAAAAAUCAGUAAUCUUAAAAGUCCUGCUACAGAUCAACAACUAAUGGAAGACAAAACCAGCAGGUUUACCUGCAAAGGAAAACCAGUUUAUCAUUUCUUGGGAGUCAGUACAUUCUCUCAGUACACUGUGGUGUCAGAUAUUAAUCUUGUCAAAAUAGAUGAUGAUGCAAAUUUAGAGAGAGUUUGUCUUCUUGGAUGUGGUUUUUCAACUGGCUAUGGGGCUGCAAUCAACAAUGCCAAGGUCACCCCUGGCUCGACUUGUGCUGUCUUUGGCCUAGGAGGCGUGGGUCUUUCUGCUGUAAUUGGUUGUAAAAUGGCAGGAGCUUCCAGGAUCAUAGGUGUUGACAUCAACAGUGAGAAGUUUGCAAAGGCUAAAGCCCUGGGAGCCACUGAAUGCCUCAAUCCUAGAGACCUACAUAAACCCGUCCAGGAGGUUAUCAUUGAAUUGACCAAGGGAGGUGUGGAUUUUGCCCUUGACUGUGCUGGUGGAUCUGAAACCAUGAAAGCAGCCCUGGACUGUACAAUUGCAGGCUGGGGAACAUGUACUUUCAUUGGGGUAGCUGCUGGCAGCAAAGGAUUGACUAUUUUUCCAGAGGAGCUAAUAAUCGGCCGUACUAUAAAUGGAACAUUCUUUGGUGGUUGGAAAAGUGAUUCUAUCCCAAAGCUGGUCACCGACUAUAAAAAUAAGAAAUUCAAUCUGGAUGAAUUGGUGACCCACACCCUGCCUUUUGACAAACUCAGUGAGGCAUUUGACCUAAUGAACCAAGGAAAAAGCAUCCGAACAAUCCUGACCUUUUGAAGAUGCCAGGAGCAACUUGGAUACUGUCUGAUUGAUUGCAAGCCUGUCUGGUUAAUUAAUUAUCUGAUUUGAUGAACCAAGGAAAGCCAUGAGUUUAAACAAAUAUUUACAUUUUAUAUGGCAAAAAAAAGAGCUUUAAAUAUUAUAGCUUUUGUACUCAUUACAUGUUAAUAUUACCUAUGUUAAAUAAUAACUAGUGUUUAUUAAUAGAAUCAUAUAAUCUUAGAAAUUGUUUAAAAUUAGUUCUGUGAAGGUGAAAGUGGGGAUUGAAGAGAUAAUAAAUAAAACUAGAUUGGCCAUAUGUGUAUAAUUUUUUUAGAUUGGGUAAUUAAUACAUGGAGUUUCAUUAUA